AUGAUACAAUCCCAAGAUGCUUAUUUAUCUGGCAUGACCAAUGAAGAAAUUGAACUAUUGAAAAAACUUGAAGAAGAGAAUCGGCGUAUUGCAUAUGAUUUAAAAUCACCCUCAAGCGUAAUUCUCAACCCUAUCGUCAAUGCAUGUUCACCUGAAUUACAUAAUGAACAAGGACGAGAAGAUUCAAUUUCCAGUGAUUUAAAUAAUUUAACAAUUGAUAGUGAUGGUAAUCUUGAAAAUGAAUGGGUUAUAUGGAAUAAAUUGGUUAAUAAUUGGCCUGUAUAUAUGAAGAAAAAAUCGAUAUGGAUAAAAGAUUUAAUUCGACAUGGUGUUCCAGUUCAUUUUCGUCCAUUACUUUGGCAAUGUUUAACUAAAAUUGAUACAACAAAUGUUAAACAAAAUUAUGUUGGAUUAAUGAAAAUGUCAUCACCAUGUGAGAAAGCUAUUCAAAGAGAUAUAACAAGAACAUAUCCUGAACAUCAAUUUUUUAAAGAAAAAAACGGUCCUGGACAAGAAAGUUUAUUUAAUGUAAUUAAGGUUGGCUACUGUCAAGGUAUCGGUUUUAUUGCUGGUCUUCUACUUAUGCAUAUGCCUGAAGAAGAAGCUUUUGCCGUAUUAGUGUCGAUAAUGCAGGAUUAUACAAUGCGUGAAAUGUAUAAACCUGAUAUGUAUCAUUUAGGCCUUUGUAUGUAUCAACUCGAAUGUUUGAUUCAAGAAUAUUUACCUGAUCUUUAUCGACAUUUUCAAGCUGAAAAUUUUCAUACAUCAAUGUAUGCAUCAAGUUGGUUUUUAACUAUAUUUACAACACAAUUUUCAUUGAAUAUGGCUUGUCGUACAAUAGAUUUAUUUUUAAGUGAGGUAGAUGAUUAUUCAAUAGAUGAAAAAAAUUAA
Messenger RNA from Rotaria sp. Silwood2, 891 nucleotides. The record is from the annotation of a GenBank genome assembly. Lineage: Eukaryota; Metazoa; Rotifera; Eurotatoria; Philodinida; Philodinidae.